AGAGGAACCUCAUCUGAUCCACACACACACACCCUCGCGCUUGCUGGAAUUACAGGAUCAAGCAGGAAUUCGGACAUCUGAUGGUUUUAUUUGAUGUCUGAUCCACUAUGAAGUACUCCCAGAGAGGUUAAAGCUUAAAGGAAGUCGAGUUGGGAAUAUUUAGUUUGUUUCACGUCACCAUGGAGAUCAGGAAAGUGCAUCUGAAGGGUCCCGGGACGGUUUUACUGACCAUGAUGAUGUUCAAAUGGGGAAUAUUCUGUUCCGGAUCAUCUGAUUUGUGUGCAUCUUCUCCAUGUCAGAAUGGGGCAACAUGCGUGGAUACAAUGGACGACUAUGUGUGCUUGUGUUCGCGGGAAGGAGUGCGGUACAUGGGGAGGGACUGUGAGGAGCUGUACAAUGCUUGUAUGUUUGCUGAAUGUGAAGGGUGUGAGAGUGAACUUGGCACAGACCACUACACCUGUCCAGAGGACAAAGACGAGUGCAAAAGUGGCCCAUGUGUUGGUCCCCACUCUGAGUGUGUAAAUGAGCAGAAUGGCUACAAAUGCCUGUGCCCACCUGGUUUCGGGGGAGAAGACUGCAGUCACCGAAUCACAGACUGCAUUGAUGAACCCUGCCUCAACAAUGGCACCUGUAGACGGAUAGUGGAUGGAUUUGAAUGUGCCUGUUCUGAUGGAUUUCGAGGCGAGACCUGUGAAGAAGACCUAGAUGAGUGUGAUUCACAUCCCUGUCAGAAUGGUGCAAUCUGUUUGGAUGGGGUCAACAAGUAUCAGUGCUUUUGUGUACCUGGAUACCAAGGACACAACUGUGAGAUUGACAUCAAUGAGUGUGCAUCCCGACCUUGUUGGAACAAUGGGACCUGUAUUAAUGGGAAAGACAGAUAUCUGUGUGAUUGCCUACUGGGAUAUACAGGUGUAAACUGUGAGUUGGAAAUCGAUGAAUGCGAGUCAAAUCCCUGUCAAAACGGAGCCACCUGUCAUGACCUAGUGGGACUGUACACCUGUGACUGUGUGCAGGGAUUUGAAGGCUCGGACUGUGAAAUUAAUAUUGAUGAAUGUGAAAGUGGUCCUUGCCAGAAUGGAGGACUUUGCCACGACCGCAUUGAUAGUUAUGAGUGUGAAUGUGAAGGCACUGGAUAUAUGGGAGACCACUGUGAAGAGGAUAUUCCAGAAUGUGCAUCACAUCCUUGCCAACAUGGAGGAACUUGUCUGGAGGGCAUUAACCACUACAACUGUUCCUGUUGGCCAGGUUUUGAAGGUGGUAACUGUGAGGUGGAUAUAGAUGAAUGUGCUGAUGCUCCAUGUGAGAACGAUGGUGAAUGUUUUGAAAAGUCAAAUCCGGAACACUGGGAAACAGACUGGGAGUUCACUUAUGCCACAGCUGUGGGCUAUGUAUGUCAGUGCCAACCAGGAUACACAGGAGAGAAUUGUUCAGUGAACAUAAAUGAAUGUGUGUCCGAGCCAUGUCACAAUGGUGGAAGCUGUAAGGAUUUGGUUAACGGAUACAUGUGUGAAUGCCCAGAGGGAUUCACAGGUGUGGAAUGUGAGGUGAAUAUAGAUGAGUGUGAGAGUGCCCCCUGCCUUAAUGGAGGUGUAUGCGAAGAUGGAGUGGCUGAAUACAAGUGUCACUGUGCAGAAGCUGAGGAAGGUCUGUUGCCAUGGGGCGGACCCCAGUGCACGGUGCAGCUGCUUGGUUGCAUUGGACAUGAAUGCCAAAAUGGUGCCACCUGCUUGCCAUGGUUGGAUGGAGAGACACAUGGACAUACCUGUCUUUGUCCACCUGGUUUCUAUGAUGACGUAUGCUCUAUACAAACCACAUUCUCCUUUUCCUCACCGAGGUUCUUUCUUAUUGAGCUUCCAUCACUUGAACGCAGAAGGAGAGAGACAGAACCUGAACACCCCCUAGGGGUCCGCUUGCGAUUCCGCACCACACUGCCUGAUAUGUUGCUGUUUUUUCGUGGUAAUGCGGAGUUCUUCCUAUCCUUGGAGAUUGUUGGGGGUGAGCUGCGUGCCAGGGCAACAUCAAAGGAGGAAGGAUCACUGGAGGCACAAUUACCAGGACUUGUAAGUGACGGAGACUGGCAUGAGGCAAUUGUGAACAUUAAUGAACAUGAUAUCAGGCUUGUCCUUCAAGUCAAAGGUGCAAACUGUAAUAAUCAAGCAUGCAGAGUUGAAGACAAGCUACAAGAUGGUCAUGAAACUUUCUUGCACCAUGACAGCCUCACCAAAGUGUAUGUGGGAGGAGUACCAGAGGAGUAUAUUGGGCUUACCUUGAGCGGCCAAGGCUUUUUGGGUUGUAUGGAGGAUUUGCAGGUGGAUGGUCAUCCUGUCCUGCCACAUGAUCUGGGUCAUGAGGAGGAGAGCGUUGAGUUGGGCUGUGUAAAGACAGAAUGGUGCCAGGAAGAUCCACAGCCCUGCUCUCAACAAGGCCAUUGUGUUGAUCUCUGGACGAGCUACCGCUGUGACUGUUACAGACCCCAUUAUGGACAGGACUGCAGCAAAGAUAUGCCUACCUGGACAUUUGGUCAUGAGAACUCCACAAGUUUUCUUGCAUUUGAACUGCUGUCUGAUUUUGGAAGUAAUUUUAGCGUGUCAUUCUUCCUUCGAUCCCUUAAAUCAAGCGGAUUAUUAUUUCAGCUACGUAGGUCAGGGGUUCAGGGGACAGAAGAUGAACCUUAUUUCACCAUAUACCUGGAAAUGGGACGAUUACAGGUGACCUCUAUGGCGGAGUCACCCAUUCUGUCAUCACCAGUGUUUGUCUCCAAUGGAGAAAAGCCACUGCUUCAGGUGGACAUACAGGAUGGUCAGGUUUUCUUUAAUCAUGGAGGAUAUCGCUACGGGCUUGGCUUACUGCCCGACUUGGAAGUUCUGGAGGGAGACUUGUUGUAUAUUGGUGGAGUUCCAGGUGAAGAGGGUGCAACUGUUUGGGGUGGUCAUUUUAAGGGCUGUCUGCAAGACCUGAGACUGGACGACGUGCAUCUGGAUGUGGAAGACUGGAAUAAUACACUCAGUGAGAGCAUCUAUAUCGCCAGUGAUUCAGAAAAUGUCCUUCCUGGGUGCACGAGUGAUGACACUUGCAAGAUGGAGCCUUGCUUAAAUGGAGGAGCAUGCACAGUCACAUGGAAUGACUUUAUUUGUUCCUGUCCAAAGGAUUUCACAGGAAAGACAUGUGAAACCAGAGUUUGGUGUGUCAGCGAUCCAUGCAUAAAUGGUGGACACUGCGUAGAUCUGUUGGAUGGUUUUGAAUGUAUAGCGAACGCAACCUUUGACAAUACCCCUUUACACUACAGUGCUAAGGGAUCUCUACUUGACCCAGUGACCAAUGUUACCAUGAAGCUCCGUACAAGACAGGAAAAUGGUGUACUACUUCGUGCAUGGCGUGGGGAGGAGCUUCUACUGAUUGGUCUGUUGGAUUCAUCCAUUCAUGUGGAGAUUCACACAGCGAACAGUGUAGAACCAGUGAAGUUCUCUGGACAGAGACGCAUAGCAGAUGGAAACUGGCAUCGACUGCUGUUUGCGAUGGCCCACCCAGAGCAUGAUGCGUCACAGUGGUUCGUUUUGGUGGAUGGCAUCAUCGAUGGUAGCAGUGCCCCAGUGCUUGCAGGUAGUUUAAAUUUUCUUAAAGACAUAUCAAGCGAGGUUGCACUGGCCGAGACCUUCACAGGAUGUCUAGGUGCUGUCAGAGUGGGUGGAGUUUACCUUCCAUUUGUGGACAAUACCAAAUCACCCCAAACAACACGGUUUUGGCGAAGACCAGAUGAGCAUGUACACUUGGGAUGCUUUGGGGCACCAGUCUGCCGCUCUCAUCCCUGUAGGCGUGGUGGCACAUGUGUGGAUCUCUUCAAUAAAUUUGGUUGUAAGUGCCCAUCUGGCUGGGAAGGGAACAUUUGUGAGAAGGAAAUAGACGAGUGUAUCUCGGGACCUUGCCUUCAUGGCAAGUGCAAGGACAAGCUUAAUGGGUUUGACUGCUUAUGUCACCCAGGAUACGCAGGACCUACAUGUUCAGAAAACAUAGAUGACUGCAAAGGAUCGAGGUGUAAGAAUGGAGGAACCUGUGUUGAUGGAGUUAAUGACUUUACCUGCAUCUGCCCACCUAAGUACAGCGGAACACGUUGUCAAUACAACUACCCACCACUAAAGUGUGCCCUGGAUGUUGAAUGUGAAAAUGAUGGUGUUUGCCAUGACACUCCGUGGGGGGCAAACUGCACCUGUCCUCCAGGAUUCACCGGAGAAAGAUGUGAGAGAGAAAUCGAUGAGUGUGCUUCUAGCCCUUGUCUAAAUGGUGGAUCGUGUCUGGAUCGCCUCAACCGCUUUCAGUGUUUGUGUCCCGCAGGAUUCAGUGGCCAGUUCUGUGAAACAAAUAAACAAGCACAGCAAGAUCAUAUACCAUGGCUGGCGAUAGCGGUUCCAUUGGCUUGUGGCUGUAUCCUCUUAGUGGCCAUUGGUCUCAUUUUCAUGUUAAUGACUGCACGAAAGAAGCGGCAGUCGGAAGGAACUUAUUCCCCAAGUCAUCAGGAAGUUGCUGGUGCACGUCUGGAGAUGGACAGCAUGCUGAAAGUACCACCAGAAGAACGGUUAAUAUGAGAUAAAAUGCAGAGGCUUUAAUAUUAUUGACUUUUCCAAGACGAUGUGGCAUUAUGGAGCCACAACGAGAACAUCAAACAAGCAACCUGAAAGUGCACUGCGAGAGGAAACUUGAAAUUGGAAAAUGGGAAUGAAUUUAAUAUGAAUUAACUGUCAUUAUAUGACUGUGGAUGUUAACCAGAAACUCUUCCAGAUGACAUUGGACUUGGUGAUGAUUUACCUCAUGGCAUUAUAUGCCUUAACAGCUCUGACAAAGUGUCAUACUGUAAAGAGGUGGAAAAAAAUUUGUUUACUUUCUCCCAGCAACAAAACCCUCUCAAAAACGAGCAACUGAAAAUAGUGUUAUUGAACAAUAUUUGAAUGUACAAGCUAUAAUACCCAUAGCAAGACUGUUGUGCUAACUAGCUACUGUUCCUGCUGUAGGCUACACUGGAUAUGAUAAUCAAAACAGACGAAUGUGGCUUAUGGGAAAAAUUAGCCAUUAACUUUUGCAGAGGAGGGGUACAACUGAAGUUAGUAACUUCAAUAGUAAUAAUGUGCUUUCUUUAAAAGAAAUAUGGGCAUUGCUGUUUU
Danio rerio (zebrafish) is the source of this 5153-nucleotide messenger RNA. It is a transcript of the gene crb2a, whose product is annotated as crumbs cell polarity complex component 2a. Lineage: Eukaryota; Metazoa; Chordata; Actinopteri; Cypriniformes; Danionidae. The record is from RefSeq and is marked provisional. Gene Ontology annotation, biological process: positive regulation of multicellular organismal process; negative regulation of multicellular organismal process; system process. Gene Ontology annotation, molecular function: calcium ion binding. Gene Ontology annotation, cellular component: organelle; membrane.